Molecule: messenger RNA, 1796 nt
Organism: Linum tenue
Lineage: Eukaryota; Viridiplantae; Streptophyta; Magnoliopsida; Malpighiales; Linaceae
Source: the annotation of a GenBank genome assembly
AUGGGAGAAGACCACAGCAGCGCCGUCGAAGCUCCGCCGCCUCAACGGAGACCGAGAGUGAGGGAGGUCAACUCUAGGUUCAUGACUCCCGCGCCGACCUCCUCCACUUCCUUCUCCCCUCUCCCGCAGCAGCAGCACCAGAGAUCCACAUCCGUACACCAGCAACGCCGCCGUCUCGAAUUGGAUAAGGAUUCCUCCGCUGGCAACUCCGCUUCUCCAACAGUCGCCGCCGCCGCCGUCAAACUUUUCAAGGAAAACGCAAACGGCGAGAGGCAGGAUCCGCGAUCUCACCACCACCGCCCCGACACUCCCAUGGCAACCGCUCCUCCCCCCACAUCGAGACGCUUGCCGCAUCAUCGUCCCUGCAACGCCGUUACUCACUCAGCUGCCGCCAAAUUGCUUCAGUCCUCCACCGGCAUGUCAUCGUCGUUGUCGGUCAAUCUCUCAGCCAAUCCCAAUUCCGGCCCAACCGAGUCUCUUCCGGACCUUCGCUCUUCGCGGGCCACCGUCUCCCGUAGAAUACUGACGGAGAGAAACAUAAACACUCUCUCCGGGCCGGAUGAUGACGACGACGCCGCCGCGAGUACAACAACAUCAUCUUCUUGGAAAUUCCCUGCUUCGCCUUGUUCCCUCUCUCUCGAUUUACAACGAUCGUCCUCUGAAAACCCUUCAUUCUUUCACUCGCUAAGAGGCUCCGAGAAAUCAGCCAAGAUUGGGGGUUUUGCUCUGCCUCCAGUUCCUCACGCUAAGGACCUAAGCGAUGCUAAUGCUUCGAGAAAGGGAAGGAAAGCCUCUGGUCAGCAAGAGGGCUUUCACGCUAUGAGAAUGAUUCACAACCGUUACUUGCAGUGGAGGUACGCCAAUGCCAAAGCCGAGGCUUCCUCGCAAGCCCAGAGUAGAGAAGCCGAGAUGAAGUUGUAUUCCCUUGGUUGCAAGAUAUCCGGGUUAUACAAGUCGGUGACAAAGAAAAGAAUUGAGCUUGCCCGUUUGCAGCGAAUGGCAGCUCUAUCCACAGUCCUGGAGACUCAGAUGCCAUAUCUGGAUGAAUGGACAACAAUAGAAGCAGAUUGUAAGGUCUCUUUGUCGGAGACGGCUCAAGCUUUAGUAAACGCCUCAAUCCAGCUUCCCGUCGUUGGGAAUGUCAAGGUCGAUGCAAGAGAGUUGGCAGAGGUAUUGAAGUCUUCAGGGAAGUUGAUGGAAUCAAUUGCUUCGCACAUAGAAAGAUUUCUGCCCGAGGCUGCAGAAACUGAAACACUGGUAUCAGAAUUAGCUAGGGUGAGUGGAGGAGAGAUAGCUCACGUUCAAGAAUGUGGAGAUCUCUUGUCUCUGAUGCAUAAAUCACAGAUGGAGGAGUGCAGUGUGCGAGGCCAAAUAAUCCAGGUUCGCCAAAAGCUGACUACUGCUUGACGAAGCAAAGUAGCAUCAUGCAUGUAUUGCUGCUGUCUUGAGCAAAAAUGUGGAAGGGGAUAUAAACUAUAUAGCUUGCUUGAUCGGUUUGAUUUUGUUUGUAUGUACUUUACAGCCAUCAUUCUUUGAGAAAAACAAACUUAAAAUGAUGUUCUCCUUGAGUGUUUGUCUAUAAAUUGCAUCGGCUCACAAUAGAGUGAUAUGCAGCAUGCUAAAAGAAUCAUGUACUUUCGUUGUACAAUAAUAUUCUGUGCAACUUGCAACUGCUUGAGAUCUCUUUUGUUGUUGUUAUUAGUAUUCACCAGAAUCAAUACCCGCGGCUACGUCGAGGGAACUAAAAACACAAUAGCAUGAUCGUAUUGAGUUUCAUAGUUAAUUAGUAUGAGGUU